Messenger RNA from Pseudocercospora fijiensis CIRAD86, 1911 nucleotides. RefSeq lists its product as uncharacterized. The coding region runs from base 23 to 1012 and encodes 329 amino acids. Gene Ontology annotation, molecular function: protein binding. The transcript has a single exon. Lineage: Eukaryota; Fungi; Ascomycota; Dothideomycetes; Mycosphaerellales; Mycosphaerellaceae. Gene Ontology annotation, biological process: protein folding in endoplasmic reticulum. The record is from RefSeq and is a predicted model, not a curated record. Gene Ontology annotation, cellular component: EMC complex.
AAACAAACACGACAUAUCGAACAUGUCGACCGCCCUCCUUGAACCACCAACCCGCGACCGCCCGCAAGCAACCCUCAAACUCUCCCAAUCCGCACCCAACUUCAUAAAAUCCCAAACCUCAACCUUCCAACUCCCCUACCCACUCUCCCUCUUCAGCAACUCCGAGUCCCUAGAAAAAUGGUCCGCAACCGAAAACCUCUUCCUCGCAACCCUCCGCUCAGGCGACAAUGACAGCGCCUACGCCCUCCUAGAAUCCCUCACCGACCGCUUUGGCCUCGAAAACGAACGCAUAGCCGCACUUCGAGGUCUUUGGGCAGAAGCCACAGCCAAGACACCACAGGAACUCAUCGAUGUGCUGAAGAAUUACGAGGAGAUAUUGAAAGAAGAUCCGAGCAAUUUCGCGAUUCGGAAGAGGAGAUGUGCGGUACUCAGGAGUAUGGGACAAACGGAACAGGCUUUGAAUGCGCUGACGAAUUUCGUGGAUACGAGUCCCACGGAUGCGGAGGCGUGGAGUGAGUUGGGAGAUUUGUAUGUGGAAUUGGGCAUGUAUGAGCAGGCGAUCUUCUGUUUGGAAGAGGUGCUGGUGUUGAUGCCGAAUGCUUGGAAUAUGCAGGCGAAGAUGGGAGAAGUGCUAUACGUUUCUGCCAAUCAGAAGCAGGAAAGUGGAGAGGUGGCGAGGAGUCUGAGUGAGAGUAUGAGGAGGUUUUGUCGCAGUAUUGAGCUUUGUGAUGAUUAUUUGAGGGGGUAUUUUGGUUUGAAGAUUUCUACGACGAGAUUAUUGGACGUUUUGGGGACGGGGAAGAAUGUGCAGUCGACUACACUGGCUGAUGGGGAGCUUGCGUUGCCGAAGGUGGAGAGUGUGAGGAAGUUGAACCAGGUUGCCACUGCGAAGUUGGCCGAGAUUGUGAGACGCGUGGGAGCUGGAGAGAAGGGGUGGGAUGGAUACAGUGAGGCUGAAAUUGCUGCCGCCAAGGAGUUGCUGGCACGAGAGACGCAGAAGAUUGAGAGAUGAAGCAGAUUGGUUGCGUGAGAUGGGAUAAGACAAGGCCGAAAACAGGCCUCCAGAGUCUGAGCUUCAAUGAGCCUAGCACGGCGGCACACUGCGUACGACACGCAAAGAAAACCCUUUCAUGCUGGCCGCCAUGGCAUGAGUUCACGAAGAGUCACAACACCGGAGACAUGCGAGCAGGUGGAAAGAUACAUGUAGAAGAUUCCAUGUCGCUGAGAUGGACCUUCCGAUAUAGACUUGGGCGAGAUUUCGGAGUCGUUCUCCAGGGCAGCACAGAUGAAGCGCAAGUCAAAUACGUUCGCAUCCAGGCUUCUGCGCCUACUCCGUAUCAGGGUACUGUCGUGGUAUCUAGCUCUCACAAAACACAAGCAAAUCCGUCAAUCAUUCCGAUUCCCUUCCCAUCUCCCAAGCUCUUCCCCACGCCUCGCUACUAACUAAUAGCAUGCGCAAAAACCUUCUGCGCCAACUCACUCAACAACCUCAUUUUCUCCGGCUGAUCCAACUCCUGAAAAACACUGUAAACACUCUUUCCCCUCUUAUCCCUGAUCGCUCCCAGCCUAUUCCCCGCCACAGCACCAGCAAGCGCUCCAGGCACAUUCGCGACAAUGAACCCCAUAGCCCCACCACUCACCCCACCCACAAUCGACCAGAAAACCUUUGUGGGCGAAUUAUUCGAAUCCGCCAUUCCUUCGUCUCUCAUCAUCUCUUCGAAUACCGACCCGAAUUGUUCGUUUGAGUAUCGGUUUGCGUCAUCUUCGGUCUUUGCGCUGCCGCCGAAACCGAAGGCCGACCAUGGGAAGGAGCCGGGUUGCGGGCGUGGGAUUUCCUCUUCGGCUGGGUCGGGUGCUGAACUGCUGGAUGGGAAGCCGUGGAAUUGGUUGCGGGUUAGGUCGUAGUCUUUU